AUGGAAGAAUAUUUGGACACAGGUAAAGAUAAAGAGCAAAACAAUGCUGAUUACAGGAUGAAGAGAAUUGCUCAGAAUAGAGCAGCCCAGAAGGCGUUCAGGGAGAGGAAGGAGAAGAAGAUGAAAGAAUUGCAAGAAAAAGUGCGUAAGUUAGAGAAUAUCAAUGAGAAGAAUGAAAUCGAAACGGUUUUCUUGAGAACACAACUUUUAUCUCUAGUUAAUGAGUUGAAAAAAUAUAGAAUCGAUAAAAAUGACGAUUUUAGAUUGAAGAAGAUAGGUUCACAGUUGAAACAUGAAAAGUUGAAUCUGAACAAACUAACAAAAUCGAGUAGUAGUUCCUCAAGAUUGAGCUCUUUGAUGGAAGAUCUCAACUCAAAUAAAAUCGACACGAUUACAAAGACUCUUACAAAUUCAUCUUUUGCCAGUAUGAAUGGGUCGACUCACUCCCCAACAAGUGAUUUUGCAAUAAACAACAUCGAUAUCGUAUCGCCUCAUUCUGCAUCAGGGUCAUUCACAAAUCAAACGACGGCAGGAACUAGUUACUCGCAUUUCUCUUCGGAAUUGAACUCUCCGACAUCAGUAUCUAACUACUUCGCCGGCAACGCCGGUACAACUUGGCCAGAGGCAUUCAGUAUGACUGACUUGAUGGUUAAUAGUGGCCAUAUGAUGGGGGGGUCAGCAAAUAACCAACAAAGCAAUAUAAAUAGUCUCUCGGUGACAAUGGAUGAUGAAAAAGUUUCAUCGCUUGUGGAUGAAAAGAGCUCUAUAUUGCAACAAGAUAGUAAUUUAUUUUCCACUGAAUUCGAUUUUGCUAACGAAUUUGAUGAACAAGUCAGCACAUUUUGUGCAAAAAUGAAUAAGACUUUCGAAAAUAGGAAAGAAAUGAUAAAACAAUUUUAUACCGAAAAAGUGAGAAAUUCAAAUAAUAAACCAAGAACAGUGAGCAUCAAACAAGAACCAACAACUACCUUGCAAGCAAACAUUCAACCCAGCGACAGUAAUGAUGUAACAGAAAGUCUUGUUGCAGCAUCGAUAGCAUUCCCAGAACAAUAUAAUAUGGUGAAGUCAGAUUCUUUGUAUAACUUCUUAAAACAAAAUAAUAACAAUAUCGGCUAUGGAGAUGUACGAGGAAAUAUCUCAACUCAACCAAAUUCCAUAAUGACAAAUAACUUAUCUAAUAAUGAGCAAAAUUAUAAUUUCUCUAAGGAUGCUCAAUUUAUCGUUUCACAACAAAAUACUGUCAGAAAUAUACAGACUGCUAAUGAAUAUCCAAAUAUAUAUGAAACAGAUGAUUCUAGUGAUGGAGGUGAUGAAGUAGUUGGUCAAAUAGUUCCUUUGACAGAUGGAAGGUUAUUGGAAUGUGGUGAAAUUUGGGAUCGUAUAACAACAUAUCCUAGAUAUUCUGACAUUGAUAUAGACGGACUAUGUGAAGAAUUAAUGGCAUCGGCAAAAUGUUCAGAUAAAGGUGUGCUAGUUUCAUCUGAUGAUGUUCAAAAAGUAUUAUCAAGGCGUUUGGUAUGA
Tetrapisispora phaffii CBS 4417 is the source of this 1521-nucleotide messenger RNA. RefSeq lists its product as uncharacterized. Gene Ontology annotation, cellular component: RNA polymerase II transcription regulator complex. The record is from RefSeq and is a predicted model, not a curated record. Gene Ontology annotation, molecular function: transcription cis-regulatory region binding; DNA-binding transcription activator activity, RNA polymerase II-specific. The coding region runs from base 1 to 1521 and encodes 506 amino acids. Lineage: Eukaryota; Fungi; Ascomycota; Saccharomycetes; Saccharomycetales; Saccharomycetaceae. The transcript has a single exon.